GUGAAUCAUAAUAUCCAAAAGUACCGCCAACUGUAUAUGACACAUUUCUGGUUAUAACCAAAAAAUAUUUUUGUGGGUGACGUUUGAUCGUAGAAUCUUUUUAGAUUUUUCGACGUAUGAUUUAGUUAUUACUUAAUAUUUAUAUGUCUCACGCACUACGUUAAAGAAGUGUUAAAAAAAUGGACACCAUAUUUCACGAAAAGUUUAUUGCAGCAAGAGGGAUUUUUAUGCGCACAACAUUGUUUAAACGCACUUCUACAAGGACCAUAUUACAAUGCUGUAGAUCUUGCUAGUUUAGGUCACCAAAUGGAUGAAGAGGAGAGGAUAAGAAUGGCAGAAUCUGGUGUUGACAGCGAAGAUUAUAAACUUUUUUUAGAGCAACCAUCAGGAAAUAUGGAUGACAGUGGAUACUUCUCAGUUCAAGUAAUCAGUAGUGCGUUAAAAGUUUGGGGAUUAGAGUUAAUUCCAUAUAAUAGUACGGAAUCUGCAGCUAUAAUGGCACAGAAUGAUCCUUUAGAAAUGAAAGCAUAUAUUUGUAACUACAAAGGUCAUUGGUUCACUAUAAGAAAAAUCGGAAGACAAUGGUUUAAUUUAAAUUCAGUACUAAGUGGGCCAGAACUUAUAUCGGAUACUUAUCUUUCAAUGUAUUUAGCCCAGUUGUUACAAGAAGGUUAUUCUAUUUUUAUUGUUAUUGGUGCACUUCCACAAUGUACUGCAGAUGAUAUUCUUAUGAAAAAUCCAAUAGAACCUAUGUCAAAAGGACAAACAUCAUUAAGAACAAAACCAAAAGGUUAUUAUCUAGCUGUAAGUAAUAAUGUGAUAUCAAAUACGUUUGCCAGAACAUUAACUAGUAAGGAAAAGGUACCGACAAGCAAAUUACAAGAAAAGAUAAUUCCCAUAAAGAUUGAGAAAAGUGAUGAAGAUGAUGAUGAAAAUACUGAAUUACAAAGAGCACUUCAAUUAAGUUUUGAAGAGAAUAAAAGAAACGAUGUAGAUAAAUAUCUUAAAUUAAGUUUGGAUUUUCAUGAUUACAAUAAAAAAGCAUGUGGGACUGAUGACACAGAUGAGGAUGAUGAUUUAAGGCGGGCUCUUCAAUUAAGUUUAGAGUGUGCUACUGCUCCUUCAACACCAGAAUCUGAAGACUUACACUGGCACCAAUUAAAUCACUUUGGUACAUACUCAAGAACGUCAAAUGGAGAAACUUCACAGAAAUUGAAUAUUUAAUAAUAUGUGCAAGAAUAUUUUUAAUAUUAUAUUAAAAUAAAUUUUAUUUGUAAAUUAUAAAUAACUAGUUACUUUGUGUAGUAUGGAUAAGUAUUUCAAGAAUAAAUAUAUAAAUAAAAGAUCUGUACAUGUUAUAAGUUUUAA
This is a messenger RNA of Bombus pyrosoma, 1368 nucleotides long. Its product is annotated as ataxin-3-like. Gene Ontology annotation, molecular function: cysteine-type deubiquitinase activity. The transcript has 6 exons. The record is from RefSeq and is a predicted model, not a curated record. NCBI's taxonomy places the organism in Eukaryota, Metazoa, Arthropoda, Insecta, Hymenoptera, Apidae. The coding region runs from base 307 to 1224 and encodes 305 amino acids. Gene Ontology annotation, biological process: protein deubiquitination. Gene Ontology annotation, cellular component: nucleus.